CGGGCCGAAAUGGGAAUGGAAGAUCAAAAGCCCAAAUUCGGAAUGGAAAUACCAUACUGCCCUAAACCAAACGACCUAAAACAAGAACACAGUAGAAAGACUCUCUGAUUACCUCUCUCCAUCUCGGUCGAUUUUACCUUCAGAUUUGCAGAUUGGAAGCACAAAGCUGAACUUGCUGUAGAGUUUUGCUAUUAGAUGGCUGGGAUGUCAGGAUUUAGGAGCCUUGCACCUAAAACAAAGAAUGCUAUAGUUGCUGGGGGACUGUCAGCUUUUGUUUUCGGAGUAUAUUUCUACACCAUGAGAGCUGUUGGAGGAACCGAUGAAUUACAAGUGGCUAUAAACAAGUUCGAGGAGGAAAAAGGUCAGAAAGAGGCUGAAGCAAGCUUGUCAUCAAAGGUUUGAUCUUUUAAUAGUAACUCAGUUAUGCUGAUAAUGUAGUCAGGGAAAAAGGUAACCCUUACUGUGAAAGACACCAGCCCUUUAUAUAAUUAUUUGUUUUUCGAAUAAAUAAAUUCAGUAUUUUUCAGUA
Molecule: messenger RNA, 529 nt
Organism: Pyrus x bretschneideri (Chinese white pear)
Lineage: Eukaryota; Viridiplantae; Streptophyta; Magnoliopsida; Rosales; Rosaceae
Exons: 2
Coding region: 196-402 (68 amino acids)
Source: RefSeq, a predicted model, not a curated record